Molecule: messenger RNA, 2220 nt
Organism: Drosophila busckii
Lineage: Eukaryota; Metazoa; Arthropoda; Insecta; Diptera; Drosophilidae
Gene: Cyp49a1
Product: probable cytochrome P450 49a1
Exons: 14
Coding region: 261-2045 (594 amino acids)
Molecular function (GO): heme binding; monooxygenase activity; iron ion binding
Source: RefSeq, a predicted model, not a curated record
CUCUGCGGCAGCGGUUGAAGUCGAAGUCUCGAAGUCGCGGUCUCGAGUUUUUAUUUCUGUGGCUUGUUGCAGCAGCGGCAACAAGUUUGAGUUUUGAGUUUGAGUUUUGCACGCUUGCGUGACGCUCUUGUUUAAGUGGCAGCGGCAGCGUCUCUGAGUGUAGAAAUCGGCAUAAAGACAAUAGAAAUUUUGUGUAUUUUAAAUGUGCACAGCUGUUGAAAAUUUCAUUUACAAAUAUUUUAGCCAACAAGCCAAUUAACAUGUCCAGCAGCUUACGCAAGACAACCGCAGCGCUGAUCAAGCGCACAACUUACUCGGCAACGUCGACGCUGCUGCCGGGUUCUGGCUCAGCGCGCAGUGGACCGCCCGAUGGACAAGGCGUGGCAGCGGAAAUUGAAAAAUCAAUUGCGUCUGGCGCACUGAAGCAACUAAAGCAACAACAACAGCGACAACAACAACAACAGCAAGUAGCAGAGCCUGCAGCCAAAGUUGGCGUCACAACAGCAACAGCAACAACAACAACAACAGCUACAACAGCAGCCACAACUAAAGCGCAGACUGCUGUGCGUCCUUACUCCGAGGUGCCGGGUCCAUAUCCGUUGCCAUUGAUUGGCAAUUCGUGGCGCUUUGCUCCGUUAAUUGGCAUGUACAAAAUAAGCGAACUGGACAAAAUAAUGCACGAGCUGCAUGUGAACUACGGCAAGAUGGCCAAAGUGGGCGGACUCAUUGGACAUCCGGAUCUGUUGUUUGUAUUCGAUGGCGAUGAAAUACGCAACAUAUUCAAAAAGGAGGAGGCAAUGCCGCAUAGACCCUCCAUGCCCUCGCUGCGUCACUACAAGGGCGAACUACGACGCGACUUCUUCGGCGAUGUUGCCGGCCUAAUUGGCGUGCACGGACCCAAGUGGGAGGCAUUCAGGCAGGAGGUGCAGCAGAUUUUGCUGCAGCCGCAGACUGCCAAGAAAUAUAUAAAGCCACUGAAUGAUAUUGCCAGCGAGUUUAUGUUGCGCAUUGAGGAGAUGCGCAACGAGCAGCAGCAGCUGCCCGACAACUUUUUGCACGAACUGUACAAAUGGGCGCUCGAAUCUGUUGGGCGCGUCUCGCUGGACACACGUCUGGGCUGCCUGAAGCCGGAGGGCAGUGCGGAGGCGCAGCAAAUUAUCGAGGCCAUCAAUACGUUUUUCUGGGCGGUGCCAGAGCUGGAGCUGCGCAUGCCGCUCUGGCGUCUGUACCCAACCAAAGCGUAUCGCAGCUUUGUGCGCGCACUGGAUCAAUUCUCAGCCAUUUGCAUGAAGCAUAUUGGACAGACCAUGGACAAGGCGGCUGCACGCAAAGCUCAGCCUGAGCAUGAGGCGGAUAUAUCCAUAGUGGAGCGCAUUGUGCGCAAGACUGGGAAUCGCAAAUUGGCAGCCGUGCUGGCCUUGGAUCUAUUUCUAGUGGGCGUGGAUACAACAUCGGUGGCCGCGUCCUCGACCAUUUACCAGCUGGCCAAGAAUCCGGAGAAGCAGCAGCGCCUGUUUGACGAACUGAAGCGUGUGUUUCCCACGCAGGACGCGCAAAUCAAUCAGCAUGUCCUUGAACAAAUGCCCUAUAUGCGUGCCUGUGUUAAGGAAACGCUACGCAUGAAGCCGGUUGUCAUUGCCAAUGGACGCAACUUGCAGGCGGAUGCAGUUAUUAACGGUUAUCAUGUGCCAAAGGGCACACACGUCAUCUUUCCGCAUCUGGUUGUAUCCAAUGAUCCCACGUAUUUUCCCGAACCCAAACGCUUUAUGCCCGAACGCUGGCUCAAGCAGGCGCCAGCUGCUGUCACUGAGAGCUGCCCACAUGCAGCACAAAAGAUUCAUCCGUUUGUUAGUCUGCCCUUUGGCUAUGGCCGUCGCAUGUGCGUGGGACGUCGCUUUGCUGAAAUUGAGCUGCACACGCUGCUAGCCAAGAUCUUUCGCAAAUAUGAAGUCAGCUAUGAGAGCGAUGAGUUUGUUUAUCGCGUUAAUUCCACGUACAUACCGCAGUCGCCUUUGAAUUUCAAGCUAACGCCCAGGCCGGCAUAAACAGCUGCUACGCGGCGUAUGCGUGAUAUAACAAAGCUACUACUGCAGCGCGUAGUUAAUGUUGACUAGUGUUUAGUUAUUAUUAAGUCUGUCUCACUCUGUUUUUCUUUAGCUCAUAAAUUCGUAGCCAGCUUUACGGCUCGUAGUCGUAGUUAAUAAAGCGCCAAAAAGUAUG